Molecule: messenger RNA, 1828 nt
Organism: Cynocephalus volans (Philippine flying lemur)
Lineage: Eukaryota; Metazoa; Chordata; Mammalia; Dermoptera; Cynocephalidae
Gene: METTL25
Product: methyltransferase like 25
Exons: 12
Coding region: 10-1821 (603 amino acids)
Source: RefSeq, a predicted model, not a curated record
GUGAGCGUCAUGGCGGCUUCUUGCCCUCUCCCAGUGACCCAGGACCUCCCCACGCUCCGUGCCAAGUUGCAGGGACUGCUGCAGUUCCUGAGGGACGCCCUGUCCAUUUCCAGUGCACAUACGGUGGACUUCUACACAGAGUCCGUGUGGAAGGAGCUGGUCGACUUGCCGCCGGAGACUGUUCUGGCGACUCUGAAGAGAUCGGCGGCAGAGGCGGAGGCCCGGCCCUCCGAGGCUCGCCCCCUGGCGGAAGCCGAGAGAGGAGCAGGUAUUACUGAUUUUCCCAAAAUAUUUUGUGAAACUUCUCAGAAGCUGGUGAGUGUGGAAGCCUUUGCUCUGGCUGCAAAAUAUUAUUCUGUACAAAACUUGGGAAUAUGUACUUCUUUUGAACAGUUGCUUGUAGCCCUUCAAGGAAAUCAAAAACAGAGAACUGGUGCAUAUGUGAAGCCAGCUGAGUUUAUGAAUAUGAAAAAAUCUCAUGAAGUUCAGGCAAUGUCAGAGCUUGUCAGCAGUAUUGCUGAUUAUUAUGGAAUAAAGCAGGUAAUUGACGUGGGUUCUGGUAAAGGCUACCUAAGCUCUUUUUUGUCCUUGAAGUAUGGCUUAAAAGUUUAUGGAAUUGAUUCCUCCAAUACCAAUACUCAUGGAGCUGAAGAGAGAAACAGGAAGUUGAAGAAACAUUGGAAACUCCAUUAUACUCAGUCAAGAUUAGGUGUCAAUGAACUGGCAUUAAAAAUGGCAAAAGAAAAGAAAGUACAAAAUGAAAUUAAAUAUAAAGCAGAUAUUGAGGAAGUAUGUAACUACAGUCUUACAAAUCAGGAAAAGAUGUCUACCUCAGAUUUUUUGCCAGAUUUUACAGGAUGUGUAAUUUCUAACAUCAGAAAUCAAAUGGAAAACCUACAUGCUCAGCCACAUCAAGAAGAAAAUUUGUCUUUUGGAAAUGCCUUUUCUCUUCUAGACUUUUUGCCUGUUAAUGCCAUAGAGCCUACUUCUUCACUGCAAUUACCCAACAGAGAAAUGCCUGAAGCAAGUAAAGAGAAAAGAAAAAUGACAUCGAAUUCAAGUGAAUCAAAUAUAUAUUCACCUUUAACCUCUUUUAUCACUGCUAAUUCAGAACUACAUGACAUUAUUAAAGAUCUGGAGGAUUGUUUAAUGGUGGGUCUACAUACUUGUGGUGAUCUUGCUCCAAAUACUCUGCGAAUAUUUACUUCCAAGUCUGAAAUCAAGGGAGUUUGCAGUGUGGGUUGUUGCUACCACCUCUUAUCUGAAGAGUUUGAAAACCAGCAUAAAGAACGUGCUCAAGAAAACUGGGGCUUUCCAAUGUGCCACUAUUUAAAGGAAGAGCAAUGGUUCUGUGGUCGUAAUGCCAGAAUGUCAGCAUGUUUGGCAUUGGAGCGGGUUGCAGUUGGCCGAGGGCUACCUACUGAAUCACUCUUCUAUCGUGCUGUUCUUCAGGAUAUUAUUAAAGAUUGUUAUGGCAUCACCAAAUGUGAUCGGCAUGUUGGUAAAAUUUAUUCCAAAUGUUCUUCCUUUCUGGAUUAUGUCAGAAAAUGUCUAAAGAAACUUGGAUUGGAUGAGUCCAAGCUGCCAGAAAAAAUUAUAAUGGACUACUACGAGAAGUAUAAGCCUAGAAUGAUUGAGCUGGAAGCUUUUAAUAUGUUGAAAGUUGUUCUGGCUCCUUGUAUAGAGACAUUGAUUCUUCUGGAUCGACUUUGCUACCUGAAAGAACAGGAAGAUACUGCAUGGUCUGCACUUGUGAAGUUGUUUGAUCCUGUGAAAUCUCCCAGAUGUUAUGCUGUUAUUGCUCUGAAGAAGCAGCAAUGAUUUCAAU